Messenger RNA from Centruroides sculpturatus (bark scorpion), 1503 nucleotides. Its product is annotated as stimulator of interferon genes protein-like. Lineage: Eukaryota; Metazoa; Arthropoda; Arachnida; Scorpiones; Buthidae. Gene Ontology annotation, cellular component: endoplasmic reticulum membrane; autophagosome. Gene Ontology annotation, molecular function: cyclic-di-GMP binding; 2',3'-cyclic GMP-AMP binding. The coding region runs from base 320 to 1252 and encodes 310 amino acids. The transcript is spliced from 9 exons. Gene Ontology annotation, biological process: activation of innate immune response; innate immune response; reticulophagy. The record is from RefSeq and is a predicted model, not a curated record.
GUAAAUUUAGUUAAUAGAAAAUACGAUUCUCGAGCAAGGUCUUAGAAUUCUUGAUUCUCGAGAGCAAUUUUUAAAGCGAAAUCUAAACCGGAAACGGAAGUUACAUCAUAUAAUAAGCUGAAGUCAUGCAUAUAUGUUAUCUGUAGUUUAUUAUUAUUUAUACUACUCUAUAGUCGAGUAUUUGAAGAAAUUCAGAGAUUAUUUCCACAUCGAGCAGUAUAUUUAACAAAUAUUAAAUCAGAUGACAUCUAGUUAUUCUUCAUAUUGAAUCCAUUUCUAUAUUUAAAACCCAACAAACAAACAAGACAGUUUUCAUGAGAUGUCAUCUAUACUAAAUAAAGUUUACAAUGAGGAAACAAAUCCUAUUUCCUUACUCUCUUGCUCAUUUGGCAUGCUAUCAGUUGCCAAACUAAUCACAUUUGUUCUAUUGUGGCUGAAAGAAUAUCCAUGCAAGUGCAAUAUCAAGAAGAAAGAUUUCUUUAGUGUUAUCGGCAAAUUCAACUGUAGCAUCAAAAAGCUGGGGUUAUACGGUAUAAUUUCAGUUUUAAGUAUUGCGUUUUAUUUAUAUUUUGGUCCAAAUAUUAAAAUCAUUCAUCUGGCUAUAGGCACUAUUAUUAUUGCUGCAUUUUUUCUACUCCAGGAGCCAAAUGCAGUUGAAAUUAGCAGUAUUUUGGAAAAUAAUAAUAUAAAUAUUGGCUGUGGAGCAGCUCAGCAAUAUUUUUAUGGUUACCUGAGAAUAAUUAUGUCUGCAGAAACAAAUGGAUGGAGAGAGAGGAUUCAAAAUUACAGAAGACGACAUGGUGUAGAUAUUUAUUCCAAACUGAUCAUACUGUUACCAGAAAGCUGUCAAAGCCGCAGUUUGUUAAUAGAUGACCUUUGCGUUCCUGAGAUACGACUGGCAAGUCCACUAGACCCAUUGAUACUCAACAAGAGUGGUAUUGAAAGAAUUUUUGAUUCUACAGUUUAUGUAAUAGAUGAGCAAAUUUGGUUUGUAGCAGAAUAUGUCCCACCACUGACUACUUUCUGCAAAAUGUUAGAUUCUGGGACAGGGCAUGUGUUUACUGCAGAUGACAAAAGGGAACAAUAUAUUCUUUUCUGUCAGCAUCUGAAAAAAUUGAUUGAACAGGAUGUGGACUGUGCAGACAAAUGCCUUCUUGUCCAAUAUGAUGAUAAAAAAGAACAGUCAUUAACACAGUUGCUACUCAAAAGAAUAGAAGAUGAUAGAUUGCAAAUGGGAAGAGCUGCUGGUUGAAUUCUCACUAAAAGAAUAAUAUAAUAAUGUGAUUAUUGUAUUUCUUAAUGGGCACUAUUUAAAUGUUUAUAAAACAAAUGCCAUAUAUUGAAUAUUGAUAUUCAAAUGUUUGUUUAUAAUUUUGUGUGUUUUCAUGUAAAUUUUUCAAAUUGUCAUAUUUACUAUUCCUUGUCAAUUCAAUAAAAACAAUUUUUAAGCUUAGACAAUAUGAAAAUUGAGGUGCAGUUUAUCAUCAGAAAAGUGACACGAAA